Raphanus sativus (radish) is the source of this 448-nucleotide messenger RNA. Its product is annotated as metallothionein-like protein type 2, MT2-18. The record is from RefSeq and is a predicted model, not a curated record. The coding region runs from base 59 to 301 and encodes 80 amino acids. The transcript is spliced from 2 exons. NCBI's taxonomy places the organism in Eukaryota, Viridiplantae, Streptophyta, Magnoliopsida, Brassicales, Brassicaceae. Gene Ontology annotation, molecular function: metal ion binding.
CUCCUAUCGAUCGAUUUGGUUAAUACCUCUUCUGAGUUCUUUGAAUUUUCUCUAGAAAAUGUCUUGCUGCGGAGGAAACUGUGGUUGUGGAUCCGGCUGCAAAUGCGGCAGCGGAUGCGGAGGUUGCAAAAUGUACCCUGACUUGGGCUUUUCCGGCGAGACGACCACAACUGAGACUUUUGUCUUUGGCGUUGCACCAGUGAUGAAGAACCAGUACGAGGCUUCCGGCGAGGGUAACGCUGAGAACGAUGCAUGCAAGUGUGGACCUGACUGCAAGUGUGACCCUUGCACCUGUAAAUGAAUAAAAAAACUUUUUCAAGAAGGCAGAGAUAAUCAGAGUCUUUAAUUAAGAAAUAAUAUAACUCUAACGAUGUAUUAGGUCAGCUGGUAUGUGUUAUAAUGGCUGCAACCUUGUCAAUAGUUUUUUUUUUUUUUUUUGUAACCGAAC